Messenger RNA from Pelmatolapia mariae (spotted tilapia), 2850 nucleotides. Its product is annotated as NLR family CARD domain-containing protein 3-like. The record is from RefSeq and is a predicted model, not a curated record. NCBI's taxonomy places the organism in Eukaryota, Metazoa, Chordata, Actinopteri, Cichliformes, Cichlidae. Gene Ontology annotation, molecular function: protein binding. Gene Ontology annotation, biological process: intracellular signal transduction. The transcript has 7 exons. Bases 1 to 2850 code for a protein of 949 amino acids.
AUGAAGAGAACAGACGAUGAGGACAGGGAGGAACAGGGUUUAAAUGCAACAAGGAGACAGUCAGAGGGAACUCGGGACAACUGGAGACAUUUAAGGAUGCAGGGACUAACAGAGAUGGGGAAGAAGUCUCAUCGUGGAGAAACACCUCUGAGCUUCAGCCGCUGUCAUGGGAGUGAUGAUGAGGGUGUUGAACAGUCCCAGUCUCAGAGGAAGUCUCCUGGAGGUGGUCCUGCUGUCGAACAGCCUGGUAUCAAACCAGUGCUCCCAGCAGCUCUUGAACUGGGGACCCCCAUAGAGGAGCACCGACUGAGCAUGAACCUCGGCCUUCCUCAGCUACGACACUGCAGUCAGAAAGGAAACCUGAUGCUGCUGAUGUCUGACGGUGGCGUGAGUCGUAUACGGGAGCUGGCUCAUUUCGGAGUGGACCAGGAGAGCUCAGAGGUUCCCAGUGGUCAGUCUGCCCAGCAGCAUCAAACACAGCUGGACUCCAUAUUUAUGGUGUGUACAAAACACUUUGCUGCAGUUUGUCAGCAUAAACUUAAAUCUGCACUGAAGAAGAAGUUCCAGUGUGUGUUUGAGGGGAUUGCUAAAGCAGGAAACCCAACCCUUCUGAAUCAGAUCUACACACAGCUCUGCAUCACAGAGGGAGGGACUGCAGAGGUCAAUGAUGAACAUGAGGUCAGACAGAUUGAAACAGCAUCCAGGAAAUCAGACAAACCAGAAACAACAAUCAGACAAGAAGACAUCUUUAAAGCCUCACCUGGAAGAGAUGAACCAAUCAGAACAGUGCUGACAAAGGGCGUGGCUGGCAUUGGGAAAACAGUCUUAACACAGAAAUACAGCCUGGACUGGGCUGAAGACAAAGCCAACCAGGACAUCCAGUUCAUAUUUCCAUUCACUUUCAGAGAGCUGAAUGUGCUGAAAGAGGAAAAGUUCAGCUUGGUGGAACUUGUUCAUCACUUCUUUACUGAAACCAAAGAAGCAGGAAUCUGCAGCUUUGAAGACUUCCAGGUUGUGUUCAUCUUUGAUGGUCUGGAUGAGUGUCGACUUCCUCUGGACUUCCACAGAACUACAAUCCUAACUGACCCUAGAAAGUCCACCUCAGUGGAUGUGCUGCUGAUAAACCUCAUCAGGGGGAAACUGCUUCCCUCUGCUCACCUCUGGAUAACCACACGACCAGCAGCAGCUAAUCAGAUCCCUCCUGAUUGUGCUGACAUGGUGACAGAGGUCAGAGGGUUCACUGACCCACAGAAGGAGGAGUACUUAAGGAAGAGAUUCAGAGAUGAGGAGCAGGCCAGCAGGAUCAUCUCCCACAUCAAGACAUCACGAAGCCUCCACAUCAUGUGCCACAUCCCAGUCUUCUGCUGGAUCACUGCUACAGUUCUGGAGGAUGUGCUGAAAACCAGAGAGGGAGGACAGCUGCCCAAGACCCUGACUGAGAUGUACACCCACUUCCUGGUGGUUCAGGUCAAAAUGAAAAUGGUCAAGUAUGAUGGAGGAACUAACACAGAUCCACACUGGAGUCCCGAGAACAGGAAGAUGAUUAAAUAUCUAGGAAAACUGGCUUUUGAUCAGCUGCAGAAAGGAAACCUGAUCUUCUAUGAAUCAGACCUGACAGAGUGUGGCAUCGAUAUCAGAGCAGCCUCAGUGUACUCAGGAGUGUUCACACAGAUCUUUAAAGAGGAGAGAGGACUGUACCAGGACAAGGUGUUCUGCUUCAUCCAUCUGAGUGUUCAAGAGUUUCUGGCUGCUCUUCAUGUCCAUCGGACCUUCAUCAACUCUGGACUCAAUCUGCUGGAAGAACAACAAACAACCCUCAAAUUCUCUAAAUUAUUUGACAAACCAAAACUUCAAUCUCUCCACCAGAGUGCUGUGAACAAGGCCUUACAGAGUCCAAAUGGACACCUGGACUUGUUCCUCCGCUUCCUCCUGGGUCUUUCACUGCAGGCCAGUCAGACUCUCCUACGAGGCUUCUUCACACAGACAGGAAGUAGCUCACAGACCAAUCAGGAAACAGUCCAGUACAUUAAAAAGAAGCUCAGUGAGAAUAUGUCUGCAGAGAAAAGCAUCAAUCUGUUCCACUGUCUGAAUGAACUGAAUGAUUGUUCUCUAGUGGAGGAGAUCCAACAGUCCCUGAGAUCAAGAAGUCUCUCUACAGAUAAACUGUCUCCUGCUCAGUGGUCAGCUCUGGUCUUCAUCUUACUGUCAUCAGAAAAAGAUCUGGAUGUGUUUGACCUGAAGAAAUACUCUGCUUCAGAGGAGGCUCUUCUGAGGCUGCUGCCAGUGGUCAAAGCCUCCAACAAAUCUCUACUUAAUGGCUGUUUCGUCUCAAAGAGAAGUUAUGAAGCUCUGUCCUCAGUUCUCAGAUGUCAGUCCUCUAGGCUGAGAGAGCUUGACCUGAGUAACAACAACCUUCAGGAUUCCGGUGUGAAACUUCUGUUUGCUGCAUUGCAAAGUCCACAUUGUAAACUGGAAAGUCUGAGAAUGAGUGUCUGUAACCUUUCAGAGAGAAAUUGUGAAGCUUUAUCCUUAGUUCUGAGCUCUCAGUCCUCUAGUCUGAAAGAGUUGGACCUGAGUGACAACAACCUAGAAGAUUCAGGAGUGAAGCUUCUGUGUGCUGGAGUUGAGAGUCCACACUGUACACUGGAAAGUCUCAGUCUGUCAUGCUGUCUGAUCACAGAAGAAGGCUGUACGUCUCUGGCUUCAGUUCUGAGCUCUAAUCCCUCCCAUUUGAGAGAGCUGGACCUGAGCUACAAUCAUCCAGGAGACUCAGGAAUGAAGCUGCUGUUGGCUGGACUAAAGGAUCCCCGCUGGAAACUGGACACACUAAGGUAUGAAGAGAAUGUCUGA